Galeopterus variegatus (Sunda flying lemur) is the source of this 1165-nucleotide messenger RNA. Its product is annotated as C2 calcium-dependent domain-containing protein 4B-like. The record is from RefSeq and is a predicted model, not a curated record. The transcript is spliced from 3 exons. Bases 1 to 543 code for a protein of 180 amino acids. Lineage: Eukaryota; Metazoa; Chordata; Mammalia; Dermoptera; Cynocephalidae.
AUGAAUUUUCGCAUCCAGUACUUCACCCACUUCAAUACUCAGGGCAUCGAGUGGGCCAGGCCCUGUGCUAUUAAGGAGACCACAGUCCAGCAGAGGGAGCCAGACUCGAGCCCUUCUUCCCGCCAUUCCCAGCCCCAGCCUCCAAGGAUGCGGCUCCUCGGGAAACUCCGUUCUACUGCAGCAGGCAGCACCGCUUCGGAGCCAGCCUUCUCCAACGUGCUCACUCCGGGACGCAUCCCUGAGUUCUGCAUCCCGCCGCGGCUGCCCGGCCUGGCCGGGGGCGCCCCGGAGCCCCGCGCCGUGGGCUGCCGCCUCAGCCUGGUCCUGCAGCCGCCGGGCACGACGCGCAAGCGGCGCAGCGCCGUGGGGGGACGCAGCCGCAAGGCCGCCUUCGACCAGGACUUCUGCUUCGACGGGCUCACCGAGGACGAGCUGCGCCGCCUGGCCGUGCGCGUCAAGGCCGAGGGCAAGGGCCGCGGCCUGGAGCGGGGCCGCCUGCUGGGCCAGGGCGAGCUGCCGCUGGGCUCCCUCCUGCUCCUCUGAGGGCCCCGGGCCCCUCGGGGCGCCUUCUCUCUGCCGGACACUCGGACGCUGACAGCCACUUUGUACAAAAUAAACGUUAUGUAUUUAUUUUUCUAUUUAUGAUCCUGCUUUAUUGACGUUUUAGUUCUUAGGCACCUGCCUUUGUCAUGGCUUUUUGGUAGGGAAGGAAAAAGUAAUGACUCCCUUCUCCAUUCACAGCACCUGGUCCCUCUUUCCAGAGCAUUUUACAUUCAAAGGAAAAAAAGGCCGGCUUGAGACUGGAAGAGAUUAUAAGCGUAUCUUGGUGGGAAGAGAAUUCCUUUUCCAUUAAGAAAGAACAGGAUUCUUUUGACAUGUGAAGUCUUCAAAAAUUGCUGGAGAAGAGGAAAACAAAGGAAGUGGCGGAUCUUUCCGCUGGUAGUUAUGUAGGGAGUAGAUAUUCCUGGCAUCGCUCUCCUCUUUCUCCAGAAACAGCCCUGGGAAACGUUACUGUUCCAGAAACGAAAUCUUUCCUACUUCUGUAAGCAAGUUGAUAUUUUUUGUGGCAUUAUUCCCAUUGAGCUGAAUAGCUAAAUUACAUAGUACUUAGCUUUGCGAUAGGAUUUCCCAGAUGAAUUGGAAAAUAAAUUGUCGGUUUCUUGAA